GCGGCCGGCCGUGGAGGGCCGGAAAGUUUGUCGGGCGACAGAGGCGGGGACUCCGGCGGGGGAUGCGCGCCAGGCCCGGCGCCCCCCGCUCCCACGGGAGUCUAGCUCACCAUGGGCCGUCCCCAACUGCUCCUACCCCUGUGCGCCUCUGUGUCCUCGCUGGGCGGCCUGACCUUUGGUUAUGAACUGGCGGUCGUAUCAGGCGCCCUGCUGCCGCUGCAGCUCGACCUCGGGCUGUCGUGCUUGGAGCAGGAGCUCGUGGUGGGCAGCCUGCUCCUGGGGGCUCUCCUCGCGUCCCUGCUGGGCGGCGUCCUCAUCGACCGCUAUGGCAGGAAGGAAGCCAUCCUUGGGAGCAACCUGGUGCUCUUGGCAGGCAGCCUGAGCCUGGGCCUGGCUGGCUCGCUGGCCUGGCUGGUCCUGGGGCGCGUGGCGGCCGGAUUCGCCAUCUCCCUGUCCUCCAUGGCCUGCUGCAUUUACGUGUCAGAGCUGGUGGGGCCACGGCAGCGGGGAGUGCUGGUGUCCCUCUAUGAGGCAGGCAUCACCGUGGGCAUCCUGCUCUCCUAUGCCCUCAACUACGCCCUGGCCAGCGCCCCCGGGGGGUGGAGGCACAUGCUCAGCUGGGCGGCGGCCCCUACCCUCCUGCAGUCCCUCAGCCUCCUCUGUCUCCCCUCCGGUACUGGUACCGGUGUCACGGCGCUCAAGGACCUCAUUCCUCUCCAGGGAGGUGAGGCCGCUGAGCUGGGCCUGGGGAGGCCCAGAUACUCCCUUCUGGACCUCUUCAGGGCGCGGGGCAACAUGCGGGCCCGGACGGUGGUGGGGCUGGGGCUGGUGAUUUUCCAGCAGCUAACGGGGCAGCCCAACGUGCUGAGCUACGCCUCCACCGUCUUCCGGGCUGUCGGCUUCUGUGGAGGCUCCUCGGCUGUGCUGGCCUCCGUGGGACUCGGUGUCGUGAAGGUGCUGGCCACCCUGGCCGCCAUGGGGCUGGUGGACCGGGCGGGCCGCAGGGCCCUGCUGCUGGCUGGCUGUGCCCUCAUGGCCAUGUCGGUCAGCGGCAUAGGCCUCGUCAGCUUUGCCGUGCCCAUGGACUCCGGCCCAAGCUGCCUGGCCAUGCCCAACGCCACUGGGCCAUCAGGCCUCGCUGGGGACUCGGGCCUGCCAAGGGCCUCGACUCCACUUCCGCUGCCGACAGCCCGUGAGAACCAAGGGGAGCCAGUCUUGUUGACCUCUGAGACAGUCCAGCCUCACCCCGGAGCUGGGGACCCCCCAGCCCCUGCUCUGCCGGCCUUGAGCCCUGUGUCCCCGACACCCCCUACCCCAGGGCGUGGCCUGCUGCCCUGGGCCGCGCUCGUCUGUAUGAUGGUCUUUGUGAGCGGCUUCUCCUUCGGAUUUGGACCAGUGACCUGGCUGGUCCUCAGCGAGAUCUACCCUGUGGAGAUCCGAGGCCGAGCCUUUGCCUUCUGCAACAGCUUCAACUGGGCCAGCAACCUCCUGGUCAGCCUCUCCUUCCUCGACCUCAUCGGCACCAUCGGCUUGUCCUGGACCUUCCUGCUCUACGGGCUGACCGCCGUCCUCGGCCUGGCCUUCAUCUAUUUAUUUGUCCCCGAAACAAAAGGCCAGUCGCUGGCGGAGAUAGACCAGCAGUUCCAGAGGAGACGGUUCACCCUGAGCUUUGGCCACUGGCAGAGCCCUGCUGGCAUCCCGUAUACCCGCAUCAAGGUCGCUGCAGACCCCUGAGGACUCCGUCUGCCUGGAAGGUGCUGGAACCAUGGCUUUAGCAGACAGUCUUCGGCUUCCUGCUCGCCUGGCUCCUGGAUUCGCAAGUUCUAGGUGGUCCUGUAAGAGCCACUCCUGCUUUAGAAGAGGUCUGUUUGGCCCGGGGUGAAAGAGGAGAGACUUUGAAAACCUAGAAGUCUUCAUUUUGAGUCUCAGGCUCUGAGGGUCCUGGAGGAUCUGCCUUCUUGCCUCAGUUUCCCCAUUGUCUCUGCACAUCCCUGCAAGACCUAUCUUGACAACAUCCCAUAGAGUCUCCGUUGCUCCGUGGGCUUUCUCAAAGAGCCUCCAGGGAGCGAGUCCGGGAAGGAAGUCUCUUCUGGUAUCACCCCCAAAUCCAGAUGAGGAUAUAUUAUAUUCUCAGCUCUCUCUUUCCCUCUGGUUGGGACUUUUGGGUGAGGGGAAAGCCUGCUUUUGUCAUUUGCUAGCGACUCAGACUGGUUGACAGGAUACUUGAGUUCUAGUUCUGCCCUCUGGUGUCAUUGCUACAUGACCGUGGGCCUCAGUUUCCCCGAUACAUACCAUGGGAGAGCUGGACCAAGGAGUCCUUCAAGAUCACAUCUGAUGCCGAUGAGCUGGAGUUCUAAAUGUGAAUACCACACAGCCCUGCUCUCAAGUUGCUGGCCGUCUCUUUAGGGGAUGUCAGUUUUAAUUAGGGGAAUGGUAAAUACAGUUCCAAAAUCGUAUGCACUAAAAUCCAAGAGCUUCCGGGGUGCGUGGAGCAAGCCCUGCGAGCUGUUUCCAGGGUGGUGCCGAGACUCUGCAGAAAAAGCCUGGACAUUGGUGUUGCCUCCGUCUCUUGGCAGCCAGCCUCAGUUUCCACAUCUACAGAAUGGGGAUGAUUGGGCCCUGGGGGUGUAUUUAACCCCUGUCUGACUGCAGGAGGGCCUUCAUCUGGCCCCAUCCAGCUAGUCAGGGCCUGGGGAGAGGUUCUGCCCACCCUCCGUUACCCAGGUCCCCCCCGCCCCUUGAUACACUGUUCAGGGUCAGUCUCCGAGGGGUGAGUCAGAGAUUAAGCAAGGAGCUCAGUCCAGGGGUCACCAGAGGAAGGGCCUGGCAAGAGUGAGUUCCGGGGCACCCGGGUGGUUCCGUCGGUUAAGUGUCCAGCUUCAGCUCAGGUCAUGAUCUCACAGUUCAUGAGUU
Suricata suricatta (meerkat) is the source of this 2913-nucleotide messenger RNA. RefSeq names its product solute carrier family 2 member 10 (gene SLC2A10). NCBI's taxonomy places the organism in Eukaryota, Metazoa, Chordata, Mammalia, Carnivora, Herpestidae. The coding region runs from base 112 to 1734 and encodes 540 amino acids. The record is from RefSeq and is a predicted model, not a curated record. Gene Ontology annotation, biological process: transmembrane transport. Gene Ontology annotation, cellular component: membrane. Gene Ontology annotation, molecular function: transmembrane transporter activity. The transcript is spliced from 5 exons.